CCCCCUUCCAAGCGCGUACACGCCUGAGAGAGAGUGGAUGGAGGGGUAUUAGCUGGCGUGCACGCGCUCACGCAUAAGUCGCUGCUUUGCAUCCUCACCUGCAGUGGUCGUCCGGCGCGCGCCUUCCCGUACCCCGCGCGCACACGCACGCACGCGCGCGCAUGCACCUUGCAGCAACCGCGUCAGCGAGGCGUCGAGCGGCUCCGAGCCGGCAGAGGAGCACCGCGACGCGGCCACGGAGGCGGACGAGCAUGACGCUCGGCGGCCAUGUCUAAAAACACGGUGAAGAAGCUGCACUGGCGCUCCAAGGUGCAGGAGGGCUUCGUGCCGCUGGGCGGCAGCUCGGGGGAGCUGGGGCUGGCUAUCGGUGGCGGGGCCGACUACGGCGAGUUUCCCUUCGUGACGGUGGCUCCCGGGGGCGGCGCCACCGUGGCCGACAUCAUCCUGGAGAUCGGCGGCACGCCCGUGUUGGGGAUGACGCUGGGCGACGUGCGGGGGGUCCUCAACUCCUGUCCUCAUCCAAUCAGGAUCAAGACCGUCUCACCAGGUGCGUCGCUGUGCAAAGAUCUUCGCCUGUACCUCAGUAAGUGUUUCACUCCGUCCUCCAUGGACAGUCAGCUGCAGCAGCUCAUACGGGAGAACCUCUACCUGCGCGCCGUGCCCUGUACGACCCGGCAACCUCGCGAGGGGGAGAUCAGCGGCGUGGACUACAACUUUGUGUCCAUCGAGGAGUUCUUCUCCUUGGAGGAGUCGGGCGCCCUGCUAGAAAGUGGAAAGUUUAAAGGCAACUACUACGGGACGCCCCGCCCCGUCCACAUAGGUCCCGACAGUCCACCAAUCACGUAUCAGGAACAUCGAAACCUGCUUAGGAACUUCAGGACCAGAAGCAAAUCCCUCAGCAACCUGGAGAAAACCGUAGAGGAAGACAACAGCGAGGAAGACAGCGGCCUGUCCGGAGGGUCGGCCGGAGCCCCGCCCACCACGCUGCCACUCAGCCAAUCGUGGGAGACGACAGGGGCGACGGAGAACGGAGGACGGCGAGGAAGAGCGCCUACGGCCAACACCUGGGACGUGGCUUACGGCGACGGCGGGAACACCUUCUACCUCGAUCCCAUGUCAAAGAGCAGCAGACAGGAUGUUGGCGGUCAAAACCAGGAGACAACUUCCUGCUCAGAGCUUCCAGAGUUCACGGACGAGCCGAGUCAGCUGCGAGGCUUUUCCGUGCACACGCGACUCUCCAAGGGCCCGCGGGGCUUUGGCUUCAACAUCGUGGGGGGAAGUCGGGCGCAGGAGUUCCUGCAGGUCUACAGCGUCACGCCCGGAGGCCCGCCCAGUCUCAACCAAGCCGACAUCCUGGUGUACAUCAACGACACCUGCGUCCUGGGUCGCUCGCACAAGGAGGUGGUGGAGAUGCUCAAGUCGGUCCCCAUGGGUCAGAACGUGGACGUGGUUCUGAGGCGAGGGUACCCCAUGCUCUACAACCCGGACGGAUGCCCCAAACACAACCUGGACAUGCCGCAGACUCCUCCCCCCAAGCAAAAUCGCCGGCCGCUGACCUACAGCCACGUGGAGGACGCCGGAAGCUGCUGCUCAGGACUCCCCCAAGUGCCGCCUUCCUAUUCAACCCAGCCAAUGACCAAUGGGCUGACAGGCCCGCCCACUCCCACUUCCUUUGAACCCCCUGUGGCUCCUCCUACUCCCGCAGAGAGGAUGUCGGCCAAUCACAGCGACUCCGGCAGUAGCGCCCGAAGGUCUUCUGUGAUUGGCUACAACAGCAGCACCCUUCCCACCCUCUCCUCCACCUUCCUCCAGCGCCAGAGCUCCAAGUCUUCAGAGAGCGACUUGUCCACGUCCACCCUCCCAAUCACAUCCACAUCCUCCCAGGCGCUCUCCAAUUUCACUCAGCCAGAGACUCCGCCUCCCGGUGGCCCCGCCCCGCGGCCCAUGAUGCCGCAGACAUGCCUCCCCCCCACGUCGCCUCGGGAAAUCCCAUCCUGCGGUUUCAACGGGUGCCCGGCCAACCACCAAGUGCCGCCGCCGGCCCCCCGUGGGACCGCCUAUGCUGCAGGGUCGCCUCCCGCUGGCGAGCUGGUGCCCGUGGCGCUGGGACGCUGCAAUGGCGGGGGUCUGGGUUUCAGCAUCACGGCGGGUGGGCCGGGGGGUCAGCUGGCUGUGGUGAGACGGGUCUGGGACCGCAGGCAGUGUCCCUCGCUACAGGCCGGGGACGCGGUGGUCAAGAUCAACGGCGCCGAUGUGCAGAACCUCAGUUUCUCCCAGGUCCAAAAGGUUCUGCAGGAACACUCUAAAAAGGGGGACAUGGUUCUGCUGGUACACAGACGAGCUCCGGUGGUCACACCCAACUUGUAUAAGCCCCUCCCCUCGCCACAUGGCCUCACCAGCCCCAAAUCCCCGCCCUCAACUUCUACCGAUUUGCCUUCUCCUUCUUCCGGGGCCUUGGUGGGGGGCGUGCCCCCGCUCAGCCAGGCAGGCUUGGCCAUGGAGGCCCCCCAGGAAGGGCACCUCCCAGCCGCAGGGGCGGUCCCUACUCAGACCUCCAACGGCCCCCCCGUCUCAGGCCUCAUCCAAAGCACCAGCUUCCUGGACUCCGUUCCCGUCACCCUGACCCUUGAGCCCCGCGACCUGCAGGGGGCGGAGGAGAGUGCGGCGGGGCCCGUCAGAGGGGCGGCCGCCGCCAAGGACGCCAGGGUUGGCAGGACAGUGGAGGUGGAGCUUAGGCGGCGGCCCGGCGAAGGCUUUGGAUUCGUCAUCGCCUCCCAGGAAAUCAACCGGGGCGCGCCUCAAGCCUCAAUGAUGUCGCACCGCUUCGUGACGGUGAGACGCGGCAGUCCGGCCGCACGCAGCGGACUCAUCCAGCCGGGAGACCAGCUGGACGCGGUGGAGGGCCGCGCCGUGACGGGUCUCCAGCACAGAGACCUGGCCCAGAUCCUGAGGAGGGCGGGGAACGCGCUUCGGCUCAGCGUCACGGCACGAGCACAGACGGAGGCGGCAGACGUGGAUAUCGACAACCACUUUCCAAAGGGAUCCAGAGGGAAGUCAAAGGAGGAGUCGAGGUUUUACACCGUGGAUCUGGAGCGAGGACCCACGGGUUUCGGGUUCUCGCUGAGGGGCGGCAGCGAGUACAACAUGGGGCUGUACGUGCUGGGACUCAUGGAGGGAGGGCCGGCCGAGCGCAGCAACAAGAUGCAGGUGUCGGACCAGCUGGUGGAGAUCAACGGCAACAGCGCGGUGGGAAUGACGCACAGUCAGGCGGUAGAGCAGAUCCGGCGAGGAGGACAUGGCAUCCAUCUGGUCCUGAAGAAAGGGAACGGCUACGUCCCAGAUUACGGCCCUGAGGACGACGCCCCGGCCCACACCCCCUCACGAGAGGCUGUCACCAUGGCGACCACCCCCCACAGCACACACAGGGGAGGAGGAGGAGACAGGAGGAGGAGGAUGAAGACCAGAGGAAGCAAACCAAGAAGCAGAAGGGGAGGGCCUCCUGAUCUGGACCUGGACCUGGUGGAGGAGGAGGCCAAGGAGGAGGAGAAGAAGAAGAGGAUGAGAGAGAAGAGGAAGAUGAGAGAGGAGAGGAGGAGUGGCAAAAUGAGGGAGGAGGAGGGCGAUGCCGAGCAUUGUGGGAGCUCGGCUGCUCCUCAGCAAGCGGCCUUCUCCUUCCUGAUGCCGCUGGACGCCGCUCAAGACAGCCAAUCAGACGACAGCCAAUCAGGCACCGGCGUAGCGCAGGCUUCUGAUUGGACGGGAGCCGGGCUGAUGCAGGAAGAGGCUCCGGGCCCCUGGCUGGAGCCCGGCCCACGCAAACUCUCGCAGGUUCUGACUGGCCGUCGUCUCAGUGGGCGGGGCCUAGCGGGUGGACUCUCCCUCUGAUAGGAGGUUUGAUUUUUAUUUUUUUAUUUUUUUUUUAUUGUCAUUUUAAGGGCUUUUCUGGCCAAGACCCGCCUCUUCCUGCAUGUGAUUGGACGCUCCAUGGAGGUGGUGGGCGGGACAAGAGGCGUGGCCAAUGACACUUUUAAAUCGCAUAUGCAAAGAACUUGGCUGAACUUUGACCUCGACCCUUCCAAGCAUGUCAUUUUUAUUUAUUUUUUCUAAAAGGAAAUAACCUUGACAUAUGACCACUAUAGAGAAUAGAAACUACUUGCUUGCUUGUGAUGAAAAACCUUUAGAAGUUGAACUAGAGCCAUACACACGUCGCCACGGCGACCACUAUAGCAACAGCCAAGAUGGCCGACGUCCUGCAGCUAAGUGGUAACAAAGUGCCUCGUUGACUUCCCCAGCAAGAUGUCCGCCCCCCCAAACCCUCCACUUCCUGUCUCUUUUAUGGCCUGAUGAAACUUUCAAGAAAUGAUUAAACAUUUUAAUGCUUUUCUUCUGUCUUGUCUUGAGGAAAAUUAACUACAAGUCCCAUAAUGCACUGCAGUGAGGCCCCGCCCCCCCCUUUGCCAUACUUGAUGUCUUUGGUCACAGGCAGGAGGCGUGUCUCCGCAGUAGUGCGGGGUCCACCACGCUGUUCUCCAGGGGGAGGUCUGUAGAGAAGUCGGGGGGCGGAGCCUGCAUCCGCUGGUGGGGAUAGCCGCCGCCCCUCUGAGGGAUGGGCAGCUCCGAGUGGUGGGCGGGGAGAGGCGGGCUGAAGAAGUAGGCGUGGACCAGAGCCUGCGGGAGGAGGAGUCUCGUCAUUGGACGCCAAACGGAUGCUUCCUGUCUCUCACCUGGUGGGCGGGGCACCGCCGCUUUGAGGGAUAAACCAGGAACUUGUAGAGUAGGUGGACGGCCUCGGGGGAGGAGUCAGGGACGAGCUCCUCCAAUGGGAUGGCAGGAUUCUCUUUGAAGGCCAGGUUUCACGCGUGGGCGUCCCCAGCACCCUAAGGACACAACAUAACUGCUCGAUGUCAUUCUCCCCAGGAAACAGAGGAGACGAGUUCAGCAAUUCCCCAAAAAUACAACCUACUGCCCUGCAACACACACACACGCACACAAAUAUUAGGAUUGUUGUCAUGGCGUGGACAACGCGAGUAACAUUGUUGACAUAUUAGCAUUGUUGUCAUGUCGCGGACAACGCUAGUAGCAUUGUUGACUUGUCGUGAACAACGUUACUAGCAUUGUUAACUGUGGAGAGCCGGAGCCGACAGCGCGGUAGGGCAAACCGUGGUCCUACUCAAGAUGGCGGCUAGGAGGCGGAGUAUGCAGUGGAACGGAGAGGUGGGGCGUGUCUGGAGCAACGCUGCAGCAAUCAGAACCAGGUGCGUAACACACACACUGGCUCUCAAUGUGUGCAUCUGAUCCUGCUGUAUAAAAGGGGAGAAGGAGGAGCAAUCGGGGCAGAAGGAGUAGGAGAACCAUCAGAAGACCUGACGGGUAAAACCACCAAGAGCCACGGAGCGAUCAAGACCAGCACAGGAAAGACGCGGACGACUGAUAAGGAGACUGGCGCGAGCAGCGGAGGUGGAGCUGAAAGAGCGACCGACCGACACUGCGAGCA
Nerophis ophidion (straightnose pipefish) is the source of this 5494-nucleotide messenger RNA. RefSeq names its product MAGI family member, X-linked a (gene magixa). Gene Ontology annotation, biological process: signal transduction. Bases 268 to 3885 code for a protein of 1205 amino acids. Gene Ontology annotation, molecular function: protein binding. The transcript is spliced from 22 exons. Gene Ontology annotation, cellular component: cytoplasm. NCBI's taxonomy places the organism in Eukaryota, Metazoa, Chordata, Actinopteri, Syngnathiformes, Syngnathidae. The record is from RefSeq and is a predicted model, not a curated record.